Messenger RNA from Heterobasidion irregulare TC 32-1, 168 nucleotides. RefSeq lists its product as uncharacterized. Bases 1 to 168 code for a protein of 55 amino acids. The record is from RefSeq and is a predicted model, not a curated record. NCBI's taxonomy places the organism in Eukaryota, Fungi, Basidiomycota, Agaricomycetes, Russulales, Bondarzewiaceae. The transcript has a single exon.
AUGCCAAGAUUCUUCUGCAGGCGAUUGCUACCGUUCACCCCAAUUUUCAUCGGCCGUCUUAUGCAGUUUCAAAGAUUGUUCGUGGUAUCUUCCUCUGAAAAUACAAGUGCCCAGUCUCGGCUAAUGCAUGCGAUUUUUUCGUUCCCAUUGGAUACCAGCUUCCCUUGA